Messenger RNA from Pelagomonas calceolata, 2015 nucleotides. The record is from the annotation of a GenBank genome assembly. Lineage: Eukaryota; Pelagophyceae; Pelagomonadales; Pelagomonadaceae.
AUGCGCCUCCACCUCCUCACAUGGCUGCUCGCCGCAGCGACUGCUGUUGACCUCGGCAAGACGACAUACAACCUCAAUUUGAUCGUAGAGGCCGGCAAAACCACCUAUGAAGCGACGCGCGACGACGCCGACGCUCUGCUGAAGCAUGCGGUGGAUAACGGCAUGGGCACGAGCGUGCAACUAUUGCUGCGGUCGGCGGCGGACAAGGUGCGCCGUUCACUUCUGGAAUUAGAAGCAAAGCAAGCGACGGAGAGCAAGCUCUCGGAGACGAAGGACGAGGGCCCGCCCCAAACGCUCACGAACGCGACGGUCGGCGUGCGUGCUCUCAAAUCCACGUUCGCCAAGCCCAAGAAAUCCAACGCGAUGAAGCGCAUGACCGUGGCCGACUUUGCGAAGGCGGUCGAAGACGGCAAGGCCGCCUCUUUACUAAAAAAGCCUCUGAUCGUCGAGGGCGGCGUCGGGGCGCUCGACGAGCUCCGCUCCCUGCUGAGCGCCGAAGCGCUCAUGGGCCAUGCAGGCGUCACGCUAGAAUACUUCACGCCGGCCGUGUCAAAGCAGAAGCGCACCUUCGAGGAGAACCAGCAACCGCAAGAAUGGGAGCACAACGACGUGUCCGUCGAGCGGUACUUCGUAAACUGUUUCAACCUACGAGCGAAGCCGGACUUCCGCAAGAGAGGCGGCGCGCAGACGGAACAUUGUGAGCAAGACGUCGCGUGGUCAACCUUCUUCGGCGGCAACGCGACGGGCCUUCUGACGGAGUCCCUGGAGGUGGCGGGCGCGGCCCUCGACGCCGACCUCGGACGGACGCGGUUCCUGCUGAAGGCGGUUUCAAAUGGCGUGGACGCGGCGAAGAUGGCAUUGAAGAGCGCGUCGACGCGGCUCGUGGUCGGUCCCGCCGGCGCGGGCGAGCACCUGCGCCAGCAGCCGACGCCGCUGCUCGACGGCCUUGUGCACGGGGAGCGGCGGUGGUUCACGAUGCAGCCGGACACCUUCAUGAAAUUACGGAGCAAGGCCGAAGCCUCCGGGGCCUUGGAGCCGUCGUCGGCCUUCGUGUUUUUUGAAUCUCAGCUCGAGGAGCUCGUCGAAGAUUUGGAUCUGGGGGCGAAGGGGCUGAGCUACCGGGAAGGAAGUCAAAAGCCGGGCGACGUCGUAUUUAUUCCCCCUUCCACUAUAUUUACGUCGCUGACGUACGCGGACGCGGCGUCGGUGCGCGGCACGCUUGGGACUGCCGGCGACGCGCUGUGUGGAAUCUACACGCAAUCGAGCAGAUGCAGUCCCGGGGAUGACGUCGCGUCGCUGGCGUGGGGCGUCCGAAAUUUGAUUCCACACAGGCGACGCGGCGAACGCGGUAGAUGCAAAGCUCUGGGCGCCGGAGGGCGCGCGGAUUCCCGACAACGUCGCGGCGGCCGCGUGCUACGGCGACCACUUCGACGCCCAGCAGGCCCAGUCCUCGGCCGCGAGCGCCGGCGCCCGCAUUUCGCAGGCCGGCGCGCAGGUCGCGAUGAUGGCGCAGCAAAUCCUGCCGCAGAUCUUUCCGACGGCCGCACACCGUGAUUCCCUCGCUCUCGGAGCCCUCGCCGACUGCGCGGGCUUCCGGAGCGUGUCUGGUUCGUUAGCUGGGUCGCAGUGCCGGGCUGUGUGGAAAUCAAAUUUUACGGCGCGUUCGCGCUGAAUCGCCGCGUCGACCUCCACGCCAUCGACGCGACACCUGCUCGAUGGCGUGGCGAUGCCGGUUCCUCACCGCUCGACGGAGCCAGCACGGCAGCGUCAUCGCCGAGAAAUGACUUAGUGAAGAAAGAAUUUUCGGGUGCACCCGACACACUGGUUGAUUUCCACACAGGUGCCGGGCACACGCGAGGCCGUGCGCGCGGACGCUCGGCAUCGCGGGCGAGGACUGGGUCGCGGGCGUGCUCGCGUAAUCAAGCUAAUUGUUAAGUGGCCUAGUAAUACUUCGGCUGCUGCUUGCUGGAGCCGCGUAGUACUAGUAGUAGAGCUAUUUGUCAAAUGCGAGUGGC